AUGGCAUCAAACAAAGCAGCAUGGCUUGACGCUCAGGGUGCAUCUUUGCAAGUACGCGACGCACCUAUGCCCAAACCAGGACCAAGUGAAAUCGUGAUCCAGAACAGGGCUGUUGCGAUCAACCCACUAGAUUGGCAUAUGCAGGAUAUCGGAAUAUUCGUGCAACAAUGGCCAACAAUCCUAGGUUGCGACGUGGCCGGAGAGGUGUUCGAGGUCGGUUCCGAUGUAACCAGAUUUACAAAAGGUGACCGUGUAAUUGCGCAUACCAUCGGUGCUGUAACAGCGAAGCCUCAGGAUGCUGCCUUCGCACUCUAUUCUGUUGCCCCCGCUGCAAAAGCAGCCAUCCUGCCCGCACCCAUAUCGUACGCAGAUGGUUCGGUCUUGCCUUUGGCCCUUGAAACAGCGAUAUGCGGCCUAGCACUUCAGACCCCAGGGGAGGCUUUGCCAGGAGUCCCGACCCCGACCAUGGGACUUCCUUACCCGAGGCUUUCUCCAAUCCCUUGUGGAAAGACAAUUAUCGUCCACGGAGGGUCAUCCUCAGUCGGAACGAUGACUAUUCAACUGGCUGUCGCAAGCGGAGUCACCGUGAUCGCCCUUGCAGGCUCACAAAAUCUCGAACUGUGCCGAUCUCUCGGUGCCACUGAAGCCUUCGACUACAAAGAUCCAUUAGUUUUGCAAAAGGUCGUUGACGUUAUUGCCGAUAAGAAAACGUUUGCUGGUAUUGUUGACGCUGUCUCGACCCCUAGCACAUACGAGCAGGAUUUACAACUUUUGUCCCAAAUUGGUAAUGGCGGAUACCUGGUUUGCUCCCACCCGCCUCCGACAGAAGGCCUGCCAGAAAAUGUCAAGGCGGGAAUGAUAUUCUCAAUUAAUGAUAUUUCGCAGCAGAUGUGGGAGGAAUUUGUCACACCGGCCUUACAGUCCGGGCAACUCAAAUGUGCCCCUCGUACACUCGUGGUUGGCAAGGGUCUAGAGUAUAUCCAAGAGGCACUUCAGAGCAAUAAAGCUGGGGUAAGCGCGACCAAGAUAGUGGUAGAGCUAUAG
Messenger RNA from Truncatella angustata, 1044 nucleotides. Its product is annotated as putative alcohol dehydrogenase. Lineage: Eukaryota; Fungi; Ascomycota; Sordariomycetes; Amphisphaeriales; Sporocadaceae. Gene Ontology annotation, molecular function: oxidoreductase activity, acting on NAD(P)H. The transcript is spliced from 2 exons. The record is from RefSeq and is a predicted model, not a curated record. The coding region runs from base 1 to 1044 and encodes 347 amino acids.